Messenger RNA from Maniola jurtina (meadow brown), 6556 nucleotides. RefSeq names its product N-acylneuraminate-9-phosphatase. The transcript is spliced from 6 exons. The record is from RefSeq and is a predicted model, not a curated record. Gene Ontology annotation, molecular function: hydrolase activity. The coding region runs from base 128 to 883 and encodes 251 amino acids. Lineage: Eukaryota; Metazoa; Arthropoda; Insecta; Lepidoptera; Nymphalidae.
UGGGGUCUUUAAAUAAGAGCGAGCAAGUACGCAAAUCAAAAUCAUUUGACGCAAUACAGCAAAAAUUGAGGCUGUGUUUUACGUUUUAACUGCAAUUGUGUUGUAAUAAUUGUUUUAUUAAAAAAAUAUGGAUAGAUUUUAUGAGGAAAAUAAUGAUGUGUCGGCUAUAUUUUUCGACUUGGAUAAUACAUUAAUUCAGACAAGAAAGGGCGAUAGUAAAGCCUGCAAUAAGCUCGUGGAAGUUUUAGAGCACCAGUAUGGCUUGCCCCGGGAGGCCGCUGCGGAGAGCGCGUCCUCUUUCCUCCGAGCGUUCAGGGCCAGACCGGAUGAUGAUACCUACGGGAUAUACGAGUGGCCCACGCACCUCUGGCGAAACUCGCUGCCCAAAAACUAUAGGCAUAUUGCCAAAAAUAUAUCAGCCGAAUGGCUAAAAUUAAGGUUUCAUUAUUUAGCAUUGACCCCCGAUGUAAUACAUCUGUUAGAAACGUUGAGGGAGGAUUAUCUACUCGGUCUGAUCACGAACGGGCCCUCUCGAGCCCAGUGGCAGAAGAUUGAACGUCUCGGCCUGAGGAAGUACUUCGAUUGUGUGCUGGUCUCUGGAGACCUGCCCUGGGAGAAGCCAGACCAGAACAUCUUUCUGGAAGCCUGCAAGCUCUUAGGGGUUGAAGCUAGAACUUGCAUCAUGGACGGAGACAAGCUGGAGACAGAUAUUAAGGGUGGUAAAGAAGCCGAAUUAGGCGGCACGGUCUGGAUUCCGUUGCAAUCUGACGAAAUGGAAUCCGACUUACCAGACUUCACAAUCCACAAGGUGACAGAACUACCUGAGGUGCUACCGAACUCGCCGAAAUUUAAGAGAUCCGCUCAUACCUCAAAAGUAUAUUGACCGUAGGAUUAAGGUUCUUGGAAUAUAAGGUGGGAAAUGAUAGGUGGUAGAUAUAGCCUUGGUGGCUACGGAUUCAUCGCACGGCCUUGUUGUUUAAACGAUGGCUUAGUGUGGAAUGACAGGCGACAAAAAAACAAAUUAAUUAUAAGCUAUGGUGUUCUACGCAAUGAGUCGUGAAAAUUUUUGUUUAUUUCUAAAAUUUGUUAUUUUGUCGCUGAUUGCGUGUUCUAUAUAUUUUUUGUUAUAUAAAAAUUCAUAUUUGUGCGUUCGUAUUCUAAACGCAUCGGGAGUUGAUACUAUACAGUUUUUGUAUGGCUAGGAUGGUUUUUAGGAUAUAAUUUGGGAAAUGAUAGGUGAAUAGCCUUGGUGGCUACGGACUAAUCCGACGCCCUUGUAUAAGACAAAAAAAAAAUCAAUGGUGUCGCAUCGCACGCAAUGGAUCGUAGAAAUCUUCCUACUUUUCUGUAAUUUAUUCUUUGUCGUUUGCAUAUUUCUAUAUAUAUUUUUUAAUAUAAAAACUAAUGUUUGUGCGUUCGUAUUCUAUGCGUAUGGGGAUUUGAAACUUUAUACAGUUGUUAUUGGCACUUGGUUAAAGGUUUCUGACAUGGUAUGCAUCUAGUUUAAACAAGUAACAAAAAGGUUGAAAGAGGUUGAAAACAAUGCAUACUUAAUUUUAUAAUUUACCUUACACUUAGUUUUUAUAAGUAUGAAAAUAUUAUCAUACCUAUCAAUAUACCUAAUGGUGCUAAUGGCUACUUUGGUUAUACACGAGGUUUAGAGGUUCUAAACAAAAUUGACAGCUGUCUAGAAAUAGUGAUAUCCUUUUCAAAAUGUUACCUGCAGAAUAGAAUAGCAUUAAUUCAAGACAUGUCGAUUUAGAGAUUAUGUAGAAUCGAAUUAGAACAAAGGGUGCUAAUUCUGUUGUUGUUGCCUAAAUGUUAUGCUAUCCCUUUUACAAUGCUCCGUGUGGAAAAGGAUAGCAUUAGAUUUAGACUAGCCAACUUAGUUUAGUUGAAAGAUUGUGUACUUACAACAGAAUUAGCAUCUUAUCAAUUAGUUUAUGGGAACUUUAGUUGCAGUUUUAUUUAAUUGCGCAACUAAAAUUGUAAGAAAUAUUGAAAUAUAUAGGUACUUGCUUUUUUACUAAUAAUAAUAGCAAAUUGCAAAGUUGCCUACAUUUUAAAACCAAAGUUUGUUUAACUAAAAUUAGUUACUUAGUACAAAUAAAAAAAUUGCAAUUUAAAUCGGCAGAUCGGCCAAUUAGACUAAACGCGACUAAAAUUGAAUUCACACUAAAAUCAAGCUCAAUAAUUAAGCUCGUCUUUUAGUUGUGUUGUAUUUAUUACUAAAAUUGCCAAUUUGGUCAUACUUUGGCCUGAAACUUUAGCUCAAAAUUGCCAUUUUCUAAUGACAAAGUUCAACUAUCAUUCUUUAAUAAGUUAGUAGAUUGAUGUAAACUAUUAUUCAAAUUAUACCCGAACAAGGGUGUCUAAAUAGUUAAAAGAAAAAAUGUUAUAAUAGUUCCUUGUUUCUCCUUGUGCAACUUUAAAACUUAUGUCCUAUAUUUUCCUACUUUAUUGCUUUACUUUAGCACUAAAGUGAACUAAACUUAAACUGAUGAAUCUACAGCAUUAUUAUAAUAUCCCACAACUUACAUUAUGAAGGUGUAGGUAGAUUUUUUAUUUACUUAAUUUUAGGUAAUUUUAGAUCCGAAUGUAAGUUUGUUAUCACUACUUGUGUUACCUUAACCUAAAUCAUAUAAGGGUUAAUGUUAAAUGGUGCUAAUUUCGCUGUACACAACACUAAACUAUGUAUAUUGACAGCUAAAAGAAACUAUUAGGGCACUAUGUUUAGAGCUGUCUUUGAAAUUAAUUCAAGAGAUGUAGGUAUGUCCAACCGAAUUAGCACUAUAGCUAGAAACUAAAAUUAGCGUAGGUAGGUAAUAAUUUAUUUUGACGUGUUCUAAAGGUUGUGUAGAUGUGGUUGUUUACCUCGAACAUACAAAUUGUAAAUAAUGUUUAUUGUGACAACACAACGCGACGUCUGGGAUCUGCCAAGUUUAUUUAUAAAUCUUUUAUGUGCUGAUGCAUUCCUUCCAAAACUUUGAACGCACUUUAUAUUAUUUACGAUUGCCACAUAUUUUUGUCAACAUGGCCGUUUUUUUACUGCGAUAUUUUUAAUGUGAAAACUGAAGCCAAUGACAUCGAAUGGCAUCGAUUUGUUCUUAAAUUUUUUAAUUGUAGUGCUCACGUAUAAAAUUUUUAAAUGUUUUCUAUUAUUAACUAAAAAAAAUGUUUUACAUUGUUAGAAAAAAUGUAAAAUCUAAUUUUUAUAUUGUUUUGUUGUGCUAUGACACAAAAAAAAGUUUCAAAGUUUUAUACCGAAAUCGACAUACGAAAUGAUAAAUAUGUUAUGAUUUUUUUUAAUCUUGUGUAAAAUCCUUUGGAUAUUACCGCAAUUUGGAAGUUCUAAGAAAGUUAUAAAAUUGCAUGAGUAAUAGCCGAAAUUAACAAUCAAGCCGAUCUUUAAUCUGUCGUUAGAUUACUUACGCCCGAAAUCAAUAAUCAAUCUAUCUUUAAUCUGUCGAUAAGUAACUUAGCAACUAGGUUAUUUGUCAAAAAAGAUCAUAUAAUUCAUGACUGCUAAGAAAUUUAUUGACAGAUUACAGAUAGAUUAGGUAGUUAUUAAUUUCGGCCGUUAGUGACAUUAUCAAUAUACUCUAUAUAAUUUUUUGUCAAAUAACCUAUAAUUACAGAUAGGAUUGAUUGUUAAUUUGGGCCAUUAGAGGUUAACUUUUUCAUGGGUAUAAAUUCAAAAAAAGCUAACCAAAUUCAAAGUACAAAACUGAUUCAUUCACCUAACAGUACAAAAUGUAUAAAAUAUUGUAUUUAAUCUUAAUAUUUGAGGCUAUUUUAUUUUAAUGAAAGCAUUUCAAUUUUUCAUAUAUAUAAUUUUUAAACUGGGAAAUAUAAAUAUAAAAUGAUAGAUGAUUAGCAAGUACCUAUUAGGUAUUUAAUUUAGUAAUUAUGCCAUAAUUAUGCAUAUUAAUUUAGCACUAACCAUGUCACGUUUAUCAGAACUUACUUCCGGUACAUAAAUGAAUACCAUAGUGAAUUAAUUUUCAAAAGGUACUCGCCAUAUUAUCUGUAUGUGUCAACUGUCAUGUCAAAAGUACGAUUUUAGUCCCUAAUCUAAGAGCAGUAAGGCCGAAGUAAAUCGUAUUUUUGACAGGUCAGUUGACCCAUAGAGCAUAAACGGCGAGUCCUAUUUAAAAAAAAUGUAAAUAUCAGUUGUAAUGAAUAAUUUGACACAAGUAUACCGUGAAAUUACCUGUCGCAUGCUAAUGCGGCAUGUAAUCGAUUCUUUUAAGAAUUUUUUCAAUCACUCAUUUAUAUAAAACAGUAACGUAAUUUUUUUGCGCGUAACGCGUUUGUAUAUUGUACAAUUAUCUACAUUGUACAAAUAAUAUUUUAAAAAAAGUUGUUUAUAAAAAAAUGAGAACCAUCUUGGACCCUUUUUUUAUGGGUUAGUUAAAUAUUUAUUCAAUAAAACAAAAUCAAAGAAAGAAACUUAAUUGAUUCCCAAUGAUUUUGUUAAGUACUACCCCCAUACCCAAAUAUUAAAAAAAAGUUUUAGUUUUUUUUUACCAAGUUACUUUUUAAUCUUAAUACCUCAUGAAAAGUAUUCAGUGAUAUUCUGUUCCUUAUUAAAACUUACGCGAUUUAAACUAUUGUGAAAAUACUUCACGCUUUACUUAAGCUUUAAAUAGACAUUGUGUGUUUAAAAAAACUAUGUAUAUACCUAACUAUGUACCUAUCUUAAGAAAUAUUGACGCUAAUGUUUACUCUUACCUUAAGAGUUGUAGAAAAAAAAUCUUUUAGUUAUGACUUAUGCUGUGGACUUAGGAAUGUUAAAAGUUUUAUUUUUUUAUCUUCUUAUUAAUUGUGUCAGUAGAAUAGUAAGUUUAAACAACUAUAGAGUUAUUUUUAUACUUAGGCUUAGUGUCUGAUUUUUGUAAUUAUUAAUCAGUUUCAAUAGAAACUGUUAGCAAGGCGCGUUAUGGCACACUGUCUAGAGAGCAACGUUUAUGGAAGUUUCCAUAAUUAAAAAAUAAACUAAACUAAACUCUGGUCCAGCACAAAGUUCUAUAAAAGUAGGUUCUAUUGAAACUGGCUAAGUUUAAGCUUAUCUUAGAUCUUGAUAGACUGGGGUGAUGUGAUAUAUAGGAUAAUAGAGGCGUUCUUAUGUAAAACUGCGCGCCAUACUGUUGAAAAUUAAGUAGGUACAGUGCAUAAAUGUUCUAUGUGAUUACUGUCAUGUCAAAAGUAUGAUUUUAAUCCAUAGUCUAACCCUGAGAUUUGUAGCGCGCACUUUAACUUUGCUCAGACUUCAUAUUUGGUUAAAAUGAAACAGAUUUAUGUGAAAGAUAUGCAUCUGUCUCGUUUUAACACUGUCUUAAGUGUAAGCAAAGUCAGAGCGCCUCUAUAGAUCUCUCCCUAAGAGCUAGCGCGCCCCACGGUAAAAUUCCAUACAUUUUUUCUGCAAAAUCUAUGAACUACAGACCUACGUAGAAGCGCGCGUUCUCCGGAAUUAAAUCCGCACGAGAUUUUGAUUGAUUUAAAUUCUUUCGGGGUUUUAAACUGCACCGCAUUUCGCCUAAGGGCACCCCGUACUUUUAACAUGACAGUUGACAUAAAGCAAAUAUGGAAAGUCCAUUCUCAAACUUUAUGCAUUAUAUAUACCUAUUUAAAUUAUACAUUAAACUUUUAGGUCUGAUAAGUACCUACCUAUGGAAUAAUAAAGAGCGAACCGCGCAAAUAUAAUGUUAAAAAAAUUCUACGUCUUAUUACUCAUAUUAUUUUACUAUCUAAUUAAGGGCCAGUAAAUAUGUAAAUCGCUAAGUGUCAUAAAUAUUACUCAAACGGAUAACUUAACAAAAAGUUCACGUCAUUUCUUAUUAAACUAAACUAAAUUACAAAUUAUUCACCUUUCUUAUACACCCUCUUUUAUAUUCAGUUUAAUCUAGGUUUAGUUUAAUCCUGUCAAAAUUAAUUAGCGUCUGUAUUACGAAACUUCGCUAGAAUAUCAAUGGACAUUAAUGGCCGAAAUUAAUAAUCAAUCUAUCUGUAAUCUGUCGAUAACUUACUUAGCAAUGUUGUUAUUUAUCAAGUAUUUUUGACAAAUAACAGCGUUGCUAAGUAACUUAUUGACAAGUUAAAGAUGGAUUGAGCAUUAAUUUUGGCCGUUAGACAAUACUUAUUUCGUAGUACACACAUCCUUCUCUAAAACUCUUGAAAAAUCUGUACAAACAGGUACAUAGUACAAGAGUUAGCUAAUAAAAAUUAAUAUCGCACAUAAAAAUAAUUUUAAUAAUGUCAUUGUAAUGGUGAAUAAUCCUAUACAAACCUACUUGCUACUAAAAAUAAAUAAACCUGUUUUGAAAAUUAGCUAUAACUUAGGUGCUAAUUUGUUGUGUAUAAAAAAGUUUAUUGGGUGUUGUGAUUAUUUUGAUUCUGUGAAGUUUUUUAAAUGUCGGUACCUGCUACCUACCUAUGUAAUGAAUGUAAAAUGGGUAAUUUUAAUUGAGAUGUCUACUUAUGAUGUAGAAGUUAAUUCUAAGUUUUGUAAUUGAAAAGGCGUCUGUUUUGUUCAAAUACACUUUUCUUUAAAUUU